Molecule: messenger RNA, 3556 nt
Organism: Boleophthalmus pectinirostris (great blue-spotted mudskipper)
Lineage: Eukaryota; Metazoa; Chordata; Actinopteri; Gobiiformes; Gobiidae
Gene: lpar4
Product: lysophosphatidic acid receptor 4
Exons: 3
Coding region: 494-1540 (348 amino acids)
Biological process (GO): positive regulation of Rho protein signal transduction; phospholipase C-activating G protein-coupled receptor signaling pathway
Cellular component (GO): membrane
Molecular function (GO): lysophosphatidic acid receptor activity
Source: RefSeq, a predicted model, not a curated record
UGCCCACCGCACUGUCACACUCGCGCACGCAGCUCACGAGCAGCAGGCAGGGGAUGUGAAGAGAAGUGAAGUGGUUAUUUCUUUCACAGAACCUCGACAACAAGACGCAACUUUGGACAACUCCUGCGAGGAACGGCGCGCUGCAAUCUGCUGAUGUUUUUAUGGUGGGAGCUGGAGAUCGCGCGUAAUCUUUGCACGUGGAUGCACUUUGCUCGAUCGUUGGGAUGUUUCUUUUGACAGCUGCCCACGGCUCGUGACAAACAGCGGUGCCCGGAGUGAGCUGUCACCGGCUGCCCGAGCUGCAGCCUUGAGUUCUGACAUCUUCAAUCUAAGAAAGCUCCACUCUUCGCAAUGGCUUUGGGUUGGACAUAACUGCUCCUGUCCCCUGCUGAUCUCCCUGCAACUCCAACGUAUCCAUCCUGUUUUUUACUAUUUCCCUUUGACGUUCCUUCUGUAGGAUUCUUCUAAAAAAAAAAAAAAAAAAACUACAAUCAUGGCGAGUCUUGUUCUGAACGAGACGGGAAUGGAAGAUUGUGGGAUUGACGAUUCCUUCAAGUACAACCUCUACUCAGUGGUCUACAGUGUGGUCUUCGUGUUGGGUUUGGUCACUAACUGCGCCGCGCUUUUCGUCUUCUGCUUCCGGAUGAAAAUGCGCAACGAAACUACGAUGUUCAUGACUAACUUAGCUCUCUCCGAUCUAGUUUUCGUGUUCACGUUGCCAUUCAAGGUUUUCUACAACGUCAAUCGUCACUGGCCUUUUGGAGAUGGGCUGUGCAAAGUCUCUGGCACUGCUUUUAUCACUAAUAUCUAUGGGAGCAUGCUGUUCCUCACUUGUAUCAGCGUGGAUAGAUUUUUGGCGAUUGUCUACCCGUUUCGGUCCAGGUCGAUCCGAACUCGGCGAAACGCAGCGUUGGUUUGUGCGGCCGUUUGGUUGACGAUCGUCGGUGGAGGGAUUUCAGUUACGUUCUUCUCCACCAUCAACAACAAGCACAGUGCCACCACCUGCUUCGAGGGGUUCUCCAAGAGCACCUGGAAGACCUACCUGUCCAAAAUCACCAUCUUCAUCGAGAUUGUGGGUUUCCUGUUUCCGCUCCUGGCUAAUCUUGUCUGCUCCUCCCUGGUCCUCCGCACCCUCCGUCGCCCGGUAACCAUCGGCCACAGCGACAACAAACAGCGCGUCUUACGGAUGAUAGUGGUCCAUUUGAGCAUCUUCAUCAUCUGCUUCGUCCCCUACAACUCCAUCCUCUUCCUCUACGCGCUGGUCCGGACCCAGGCGCUGGCUAACUGUUCCGUGGAGAGAUUUGCACGAACUCUGUAUCCCAUAACCCUUUGCAUGGCUAGCCUGAACUGCUGCUUGGACCCUGUGGUGUACUACUUCACAUCCGAAAGUUUUCAGAAAAGUCUAACGCUGGGAGCUAAAGGAUCAGGAUCUAGAGCGGAAAGCAUCCCACGGAGCGAUACCGACGUUCAAGACCCUAGCAACGCACUUCCAAAAGACACGCAUAGCAACGGGAAGGAAGUGUCAGAAAGCAAGUUAUGAAUUUGGAAAAAAAAAAAAAAAGUUGGAAUAAUAAUUUUCAGAGUGGAUUUGACUAAACCUGAAUUACAAAAUAAAGUAAUCAGAUGUUUGUUCACCAAGUGGAAAACACAUAGCUCAGCAGAUUAGGCAGGUCCAAAGAGGUAAGUCCCAAGUUAUGGCCUAGGAUUAAGGAUUAAUCCAAUACUGGACCAAUAGGAGUUUUGAGAUGAGAAAAAACAGAGACAUAGCAGCACUUUUACUUUGGACAGAAGAGGACUGCCUUGGGUUAAAAUGGCUGCCUUGAAAGCGCUUAUCUAACUGUCCAUAUGCGACAAGUCCGUUCUUAAACCAUGUCAUGUAAAUUGAAAGAAAUGCUAACAGUAUUCUGAAUGGGCAUUAUUAUUAUUAUCAUCACAGUGGCUAUGUUCAAACACACCUCAAAAUCUGAUUAUUGUCUGAUUUAAGAUUAUGUAAAUGACAUGCAAACCACAAAGUCUGAUGUAAAUAUUGUGAGGGACCAUGAUCACAAAGAGCUCAGAUGAUUUAGUUGUUUACAUAGUGUUUUUAUAAUCUUAUAACAAAAAAAAAUCCGCCACUGAUAGUUGCAUAAUAACAAUACACAUGUUGAAAGUGGUUUUAAAGGUCCUAUAUUACGCAGAAUUGACUCUUGUGAGCUUUAAGACUUGGACCUGGAGUUGUGUUUUGUUUCAUUCACACAUAUUAGAGUAAUCUUGCGUUGUUGGGCUGUCUGCAUCUCCAAAGCUCAAAAUGCUCUCUUCCACCUUGUGAUGUCAUAAAGGGUGGUUUUCAAGUUAACAGCUGCCUUUUACAUUUAGUUCAACAGAGAUUAGUAACUCCAGAGCUAAAAUGACCCCAAUGAUUCUAGUGAAGGUGUGUAUGGGGUUUAAAAACACGGUGGUCGGCUUCCUGCAGAGGUGGAGACUUGCAAGUCGUGACUUGGACUCGAGUCAGACUUAAGUCACUAUGUUUGGGAUUUGAGACUUGACUUGAUAAAAUGGACUAAGACUUGGGCCUUGACUCGGACUUGAAGGUCAGAGACUUGGGACUCGACUCGGACUUGAGGCCUGUGACUUGAGAAGACUUGAGAAGCACUUUUAAAUCAGAAUUAUUUCUAUUAUGACCGUAAUGAUUCACACUAAGAUCUUGUCAAGACAUUUAAAAAAGAAAAAAAUUAUUUCUACAACUCUUAUAUACUCUAUAAAUACUCAUAUAUAAACAUACUAUGAUUUUUUAGGUACAAUUUAUAUUAAAGGUCAUAUAAAUUGCAAAAAUCUAAGCUUUAUUUGAUACUUUGGUUGAAAGACUUGAAAUGACUUGAAGCUCAAAGCAGAUGACUUGGACUUGGACUUAUUGGCCAGUGACUCGAGACUCAACUUGGACUUGCCUGUAUUUGACAUGGGACUUGACUUGGACUUGAGGUCAAAGAGUUGUGACUUAAUUGAGACUUGCAACACAAAGACUUGGUCCCACCUCUGGCUUCCUUUAUUGCUGCAUGACAUCACAAGGUGGAACUGAGUGUUUUUCAUUUGAGAGAAGAACUCAGCCUAAAUAUUCAUGUGUGAAUGAAACAAAAUACAACUCCAGGUAUGUUUCGGAUGAAGAAACAUUACAACAUAGAUCAGAAAAUAGUGUAAUAUGCGCCCUUUAAAAGUGACUAUGCAAGAUGCUUUUGUCUGGUCAUAUCUUGGUUGAAUUCACAGAGAAAUGGUAAAUGCCUUGGAGAUGGUCAAAGCUAUUUUAAUUUGUAGUAACUUUUGGUUGUUUACAUAACACACUUGUGAAAAAUACAUAGCACAACAUUUCAUUGUAUUGAUUUAAACUUCUAUAAGUAUGGCACCUGUUAGUAUUAAAGUAGCAUUCAGUUUGAUUACUAUACUAGCUAACUAUUACAUGUUUUAUCUUAUUUAAUUGUCUUUUAUUUUGAAACGUGUGCAAUUAUCUGUAUUCAUAAACAGUGAAUUCACCCCAGUUAAGUCUAUCCAAUGAUAUCUAGGCCUGUCACGAUAACAAAUUCUG